CCGGUCCGGCGUUCUUUCUGCGGGCGCUAUCGUCCGACACGUCACGAGACCCGGUGUAGAGGUGAUUUCGAAUAACUUUAUCAAUUAUCAUUUGUAAUGACCGCUGCCCUUUUUGUCCCACAGGUUAAACCUGAACUGUUUGGGAAAAACUGUUGAUACUCAUAGUCAUGCGUCUGGAAGAAAGAAAUUCUUGCUAUUGAGGUUUAAUCGACUGUUGGAUACGUGGGUGCUUAUUCAUUCAUCGCUGCCACUACCUGAUAAUUAUCUGAGACUACUCUAUUCACACUCAGUGCUGUUAGUACUGCUGAAAGAUGAGGCGUUUACUGUCUCUGCUCAUUUUUUACUGUGCCGUUCGCGGACUUAACGCUCAGGUGGUGGAUAAAAGCAUGGACCAUUCCCGGAUUAAGAUGCUGUUGAACGAAACAGAAAAACUAACCGAACCGAACAAAAAUGCGUCUGAAUUGGAGGAAAGUAAGCAGGGAGGUGAGCACCACUUUCCCGGGUCAGAGGGGAAGGUUCUGCAGCCCACCACCGAACCUCUGGAUGAUGAGAUGGACAAUCAGGAGAACAUAAUAAGCCAGCUGCUGGGUGAUUAUGACAAAGUGAAAACCGUGUCAUCGGGAUCCGACUGUGUGUGCCGCUGUGUCGUCCGACCAAUCAAACGAUCUGAUUGCAGUCGUUUCCAUGACAGCGACCCAGCAUCACCAUCUCAGGAUUUUUACACUGUAGAGACAAUUACCAAGGGAACAGACUGCAAGCAGUGUGUGUGCAUGGCUCCACCUUCAGCCGUCAACCCCUGCGAGGGAGAGUACAGGUUUAAAAAACUACAAGAAGCCAGCAGAAACGACAUCAAGCUGGCAACUAUCAUUGACUUGCUGGAAGGCUCUCUGUAUGGGUUGGACUUGUUAAAGUUGAACUCUGUCACCACCAAACUUCUGACCCGGGUGGACAACAUGGAGAAGGCUUUCGCUCGAAAUUUUACUGAAAGAAUGAGAGAGAAAGAACGUGUGAAGGAAAGAACUAGAGAAAAGGAUAAAGACAAGAAGGCUCAGCAGAAGACAAAGAAAAAGAAUGAUUUGGAACAUUCAGGACCUAAAAGUGGAGCAGCUGCAUACGCUAACAAGCAGAAGAAUUAUGAAAGUCAGUUAAAGAAAAACCAGCAGCAAGAUGGUCUGGAGCAACAGUCGCCAGCCAGGAAUGAGACAGAAACUCAAAAGACAGAUAAAGAGAAAAGCAGUGUGGUCAUCAGAGGAGUGACCUUCUACAAAGCAGAGGAAGAGAGCCUUAAGGAAGAUGAGGAGCAGAAGAGAGGAAGAGGAAAGAAUGAGGACUUAUUGAUCUCUGGCAAGGCACCGUUUAUCAGGACAUUCCUCAACAGUCCAAAAACUCCAAACAUUUCCUCACCCACUCAACCAAAAGCCUCCUCAACAACCAGCAAAACAAAGUCAACUCCAUCUAUCAUCAAACCAACUGUUGCAUUUACUCCUACAACUCCAAAACAAACAACCAUGAUGAUAACUACUGUACAACAAACUACAACUACCAGAAGCACUAUUAAGCCCACCACACCUGUCGUCCUGCAUACCACCACGCCUUCUGAUACCAAUUUCAGUCCACCGAUUGAUGCACUUCCCACCGCACCGUCUCAGCCCAGACCCAGAAGUCGACUCAGCUGGACAGAAAGCCCUGCUGACCAACAGAAGACCACCAAAAGGCCUGCAGUGUGUAAGGACACAGUAGCUAGCAUCUCCGAACCGGUCCAGCAGAACUCAUACGGUCUCAGCGACGGAGCGUGGAUGAGAGAUGCUCGUGGCCAUGGCAACGUCAUUUACCUAACCAAUGGUCACUAUGGAAACAGUCUGUUGGAGUUUCGAGACAUGGACACCUUCAAGUCAGGUCAGGCGAGUAAUUCAUACAAGCUGCCCUACAGUUUCACUGGAACAGGCCACGUUGUGUAUAAUGGAGCUUUUUACUACAACCGUGCGUUCAGCAGGGACGUCAUCCGAUACGACCUGAGGCACAGAUAUGUGUCCGCCUGGACCUCUCUACAUGAUGCUUUACUGGAGGAGCAAGUUCACAGGACGCAGACUGAAGUGGAGUUUGCUGUGGAUGAGUCUGGACUGUGGCUCCUUUAUCCCGCUCUGGACACUGAGGGAUUUCACCAGGAAGUAAUCCUGCUCAUCCACCUCCAUCCCAGAGACCUUCAGCCAAUAAGAACCUUUCGUACAGGUCUCCGGCUUGGUCGCUACGGCAAUACUUUCCUGGUGUGUGGCGUGCUUUACGCAGUAGAUAGUAUGGAGCGUCAUUAUGCCAACGUGACGUAUGCCUUCGACACGCAUACUCUCACUCACACCGUGCCAAAACUGGCAUUCACAAAUAUGCACACGCACACCUCCCAGGUAGCUUACUGCCCACUGGAUAAGAAGCUGUACGCAUGGGAUGGCGGAAAUCAGAUGUUGUAUGAUGUCAUCUUUGCUUAUUAGCAUAAUGAAGGACAGAUAAAGGACAGUUGUGAUUUGGUGGAUGUUCAGCAGUUAAUUAUAUUCAGAAGUUCAAAACAAAGCUAUCAGAAGAAAAAAAACAAGAUAACACCAGAUAUUUAAUCACUGUUACAUUUCUAAAUGACUGUGGAUCAGUCAUAUAGCUACACCACUGCCACACACACACACACACACACACCAGAGCAUCAAAAAAAAAAAAAAGAGAGAGAGAAAACGAGCAGAUGGAACAUUUUCAGUCAUCAGUCUGAAACCAGGUAUCUUUGUCUGUCAUAAAGUCCCACCAAAACUGGUUCUAGAAAAAAGAAGACAAAAUAUCUCUUUUCCUCCAGAUCGUCCAGAUAUCGGUUUUUACAGAGAUGAUCACUAUGGGGGAAAUUUUUUAUCAUGAAACAAAAAACAUGUAAAGGCUUAAAAUAGGUGCCAUGCCUGCAACAGAAGUCCUGUAAUGAUCAGGAAGUGGGAUUCAGCCCAGAUAAAAAAAAAAAAAUCUAAGUUGUCUCACUCUGUGAUACUAAAAUAUUCUACUCUGGAGAGUUUUUUAAACCCAGAGUCAGUAACCAUCAAA
Messenger RNA from Melanotaenia boesemani (Boeseman's rainbowfish), 3066 nucleotides. RefSeq names its product olfactomedin-like 2Bb (gene olfml2bb). The coding region runs from base 312 to 2483 and encodes 723 amino acids. Gene Ontology annotation, biological process: signal transduction. The record is from RefSeq and is a predicted model, not a curated record. NCBI's taxonomy places the organism in Eukaryota, Metazoa, Chordata, Actinopteri, Atheriniformes, Melanotaeniidae. The transcript is spliced from 9 exons.